AUGAAUAAAAAAACAAUUAUUGGUGUUGGUGGAGUGAUGGUGAUGGUUUAUUGUGGAUAUAAGUUGUAUAAUUAUUGGAAAGGUGAAGUGAAAAGUGAAGUGGAAAGUGAAGUUGGUGAUGAAAUAGAAAAUUUUGAAAACAGUGAAGAAAAGUUAAGUGAAGUUGGUGAUAGUGAGUGGAAUAGUGAUUGUGAUGAAAAGUGGAAUGAAAAUAGUGAUAAAGGUGGUGAUAGUGAGUGGGAUGAGUUUUGUGAAUUUUUUGAUGAAUUUGAAAGUGGAAAUUGUGAUGAAAUUUGA
This is a messenger RNA of Clunio marinus, 297 nucleotides long. The record is from the annotation of a GenBank genome assembly. NCBI's taxonomy places the organism in Eukaryota, Metazoa, Arthropoda, Insecta, Diptera, Chironomidae.